Molecule: messenger RNA, 1161 nt
Organism: Cylindrotheca closterium
Lineage: Eukaryota; Bacillariophyta; Bacillariophyceae; Bacillariales; Bacillariaceae
Source: the annotation of a GenBank genome assembly
AUGAAGAUCAAACAAAAGCUCACUGCUGGACAAAGCUAUCAGCAAGUCAGUAGAAAUAAUUCAAGCGUCGUGUUCUUGGGCGGAGUUUUAUUGGGAGCCAUGCUGGUCAUGAUGGUGACGAAUCAGACUAAAGUCAGUCACUAUACCUUAUCCGAUGGAUCCGUCUUGACCACUUCUACCAGCAUUACGUCAACCAUUGCCACUCAUUCUCCACCUGGAGGAGUCCGGGCUCCAUCUGUCCAGUCUGUGCGAUCAUCAUCAUCAUCGGAAGAAGCGAAGGAUGGCAGCGAUGACAAUAAGAAAAAUGACGAUGGGGGAGGCACUACUGCUGUCUCCUACGAACGUGCCAGUCGGGACAGUGGCGGUUUCUUUGAUGACAUUUCUGACAAUGCCUGGGCGCUCAUGAAGCAACGUGUCAAGUCUCGCACCAAUUUUAUGUUCCCAGACAAGAAUAACCAUCACAUUGCUCAACCAGAGGCUUGGUAUCAAGAAAAUUUUGAACCAGACUUUACCUGUUCGCAUGAACGCCGCAUCGGUGGAAUGGGAGAUGGGCCCAAAUGGGUUUGCGAUCCUCACCGAUUGAUGGAAUCCAAAGAAACACCACAAGAGAAAAAGGACUGUCUAGUCUACAGUGUUGGAUCAGAAGGCAACUUUAUGUUUGAAAAUGCUGUAAUGAAGGAGAUUGGAAAGCAUUGUGAGAUUCACACCUUUGAUCCAGAGAUCCAAGGAAGACCAUAUGGACAUUUGGCGCCAGAGGGUGUGAACUACCACAAUUGGGGAUUCAUGAGUGAGACUGAUGGCCAGCAAGCCCAAGCGAAAUACUACGCUAACGUGAACCGAUUCAAGGGCAACUACAAGACAAUGAAGACUACCAUUGAAGAGCUGGGACAUGUUGGGAGAGAAAUUGAUAUUUUCAAGAUCGAUUGCGAAGGGUGCGAGUGGACGACCUUCCGGGGAUGGUUUAAUUCUGGCGCCACCCUAAGGCAAAUUUUGGUGGAAGUACACAAGACUCCGGCAGACACGGUGGUUGAUUUCUUUACGGGUAUGCAAGAGCAUGGCUACGUCACCUUUCACAAGGAGCCAAACAUUCAGUAUGCCGCCGGAAGGUGCGUAGAAUAUGCCUUUUUGAAAUUGGAAGACUCCUUCUUCCAAGACGAUUAG